AUGGGUAAUACAGACUCAAAAAUUACUAAUGUUUACAGGGACUAUCUGUUUCAAUUGUCGCAAGGUGAUGCAACCAAUAAUAACGAAUUUUAUAUAGAUUUUUUAAAUGUUACCGCAAAUUUACCAUUACAUACAUUUAAUACAGUAAUUACAAAUAGUGUAUUAAGAAAAAUCAUUUCAUUAAAUCCACAAAAUUAUAUUAAAUUGUUAGAUUUCACAAUAACAAAUUUUAUUGAAUCAUUUAAAAAUUUUCAAUCAACACAAUCAACAAAGAGACAAAUCAAUUUUUUCUUUAAACAAAUUAUAACUUCAAUCAGAAUUAUUACUAAAUUAUCACCAAUACUUUUUGAAUAUAUUCAAGAAGGUAAUAAUAAUAUAUUAUUAAUUUCAAAUAAUGAAAAAUUAAAUUUACAAGACUUUUUCAUUAGAAAGGAUUUUAUCGAAUUUUGUUUACAAUUAUGUUUUAUGGAAUCUUUUACAAUACAAUCAUGCACAACCGAUCCAGGUACAAUUAAUUUAAUUCAAUGGCAAACUGGUAUUUCACCAAAUGUUGUUUCAAAGGGUCUUAAUGAUUCAAUACCACCAACAACUUUACAAUUACCCUAUUUAGAUAGUAAUAGAUUAGAAAUUAUAAAUUUAUUUCUUACUUUAUCAUCAUUAAAUCUUUAUACCAAUGAUAAACAUAAUAUACCAUUUUUCGUUAAAGAAAUGAUAUCCACGCGACAGAAUAGAGAUAUGUUAUUAUUAUUAAUGAUCUCAAUUUUAAACAUUUAUUCACAUUAUUGUAAAAAUAUUAAUGAAUUAAAAGUUAAUACUUUAUAUGAAAAUCCACAAAAGACUCAUAUCUCAGUAAUAUCAGGAAAUAAUGAAAAUAUAAUAUCAUCGAAUACAAAGGAUACUAAUGAUUCAUCAAAUAAACAAAUCGUCUCAUCACAACAAUUAAUUAUUAAUUUAAAGAAAAAUCUUGUAUUAUCAUCAUUACAAUGGUUUAAUCUAAUAUGUUCACAUUUAUCUGAUAAAUCAACAUUUUUAAAUGAUUUUUUGAAAAAUGAAUUUCAAUUAAAAUUAUUAUUAUCAACUGUGGUGAAAAUAUUUAAAAAUCCAAUAGAUUUGGCAAUAGAUCAAGAAUCAAAUCCAUUAAGUUUUAAUUCAGAUGAUUCCUCUUCAAAUAAUAAAAAUAAUAGUUCAAAUACAAAUUCAAUGGGACAAUCUAAAACUUCAAAUAAAAAUUAUAAUCAAUUAAAAUUGAAAGAUUUUACAAUUCAAUUACCAAAAUUAGAUAUGAUUUUUCUUCAAAAUUUAAUUUUACUAAUAAAUUUGAUUAAAUUUAAUAAAACUUUUGAAAAUUAUUUUGCUGAUAAAUUUUCAAAUAAAUUUUUAAUUUUUGUCAUUUAUUAUAUCAAAUAUUAUUAUAAUAUACCUCAAUAUCAAUCAAAUAUUAUACCAUUAUGUUUUGAUAUGGCAUUAUUUCUUACGGAUAAACCAUUAAUAUUGCAUAAACUUUUACAAACGUUUAAGACUAAUUAUUAUACCAAUAAAUUACCAAAUUUCUUUAAGAUUUCAAAUAUUUCUCACAUAGAAUCUUUAACAUAUAGAGAUUUUAUGAUUAUACAAUUAUCAAACCUUUCUUCAAAUGAUAUCAAGAGUAAUUUGAUCUUGAAGUCGACAUAUUUCGAAAUUAUUUAUAAUAUUUUACCAAUUAAUGCUAAAACAAUAAGCAAAAUGUCCGUUUCAUCAAGUGAUUCUAAUUUAGUACAGUUAUCGUCGGUGAAGAAUUCCAAUUCUAAUUUAACAGAUAAAUUAAGUUAUAAUGCAACGUUAGCUCUAUUAAAUCUUUUAUCAAAACUGUCUAAUAAAAAUUUCCUAUCAUCUUUUGCAAGCUCUAAUUCAGCAAGACAAUCUCCUUUGACAUCUCCUGUAAUAAAAUUAGACAUUUUAGCAUUAUUAUUAAGAUCGAUCUUAGUAUAUAUUACAACAUGUUAUCAGGAAUCGAAAAAUUUGAUAUUUUUAUUGACUAGACAUUAUACAGUGCUUUUACAAAUUAAAGAAUCCAUCAAUUUUAUUUCUACAAAUAGAAAUAUUAAUAAUAUGUUAUUUUUGGAAGAUUUGCCAACAAAUUCUUUAUCAUUAUUGGAUCAGAAUUUUGGAACGUCAAACAAAUCUAAUUCCGAUUAUAACUAUGAUGAGAAUGAUGACAACGAUUACGAUAGAGACAGUACCGAUUCAAAUUUGGAAAUAAAAGAUGAUAAAUUAAAUAUGCAAAAUAUUCUAGAUAGUGAAAACUAUUUGAUUUUUAAUAAAAAAUUAAAGGAAUAUUCUGAUGAUGAAGGUGAUGUUGACAUUACCGAAAAGGAUAACGAACGCAGUAAAUCUAAUGGUGAUGAGGAUGACUAUAAUAUGACAACAGCAAAUAACGGUAAUGCUCAAAAACGGAAUAAUAAUUCAAAACCGUCAUUUAAUCAUGUAAAUAUUCAUAGUGCGAAAUUUAUGUCUGCAAACCCAAAGAGAAAUGAUAGUUCCUCCCCCGCAACUAAUGCUAACAAAGAAUAUGAAAUAUAUGAGCACCCAGAUUACAACAAACAAUUGAUAAUGAAUAAUAUAAAUUUAUACCUGAAAUUAAAACCGAAGUGGCCAAUCGGGUUAACUGAGAAUUCCAAAUUAAAGUCACCAAAAAGAUCCGAUUUCAAUAACUUAUGGACUGGUGCAUCUACUCUUAAAGUUCUGAUAGAUAUAACAAAAGUAUUUUUGAAGCAAUUUCCAGAAAUCGUGAAAAUGUCAAAAAACUCGGAUUUUGUAGAUAUUAUUAAGAAAAUUGAACAAUUUGAAUCAGACUUCGAUAAAAAGAUUAAACGCGAUCUAAGGAAAGAGUUCUCCUUAAAUGAGCCGUUGAAAUUUAAAAUAUCGAGGAAAAGAAAUUCAAUAUUUAAUGAUUGGUUGGACGAAAUUUUCUGGUCAGAUGUGUUCCAAGCACAUUCUGCUCCUUACAUUGACUCUCUGUCGUCGAUGACAGACGAAUCUACUAAUAGUAAUACAGCUAAUGUUCAAAAUAAGAGGAACAAUUCUAUCUCCUCAGGAUCAAAUAUUCCAAUUUUGGAAAGAUGGUCUUCCCAUGGUUCACAGUUAUCGAGAACUCAGAGUAAUGGUAGUUCUGUUGUCAAUUAUUUUGCUCCAGAUAACAUUUUGAGUAUGCAGACACUAACUGAACGAUCCGAGACAAGUUCUCCUGACAUCGCCGCUACAACAACUAAUAUGGAGCUAUCAACCUCUUCGUCGGUAUCGUCUGCCAUCAGUAUACCUAUAAAUACAAACACCCAACCAGCACACAAUCUGUCAAGAAAGAGUAGUAACGCAUCAUCAUUUUUAUCUAGAUUUUCAUGGACAGGUUUCAACAAGAAUGAAAAUCAGGAUAAUGUAAUACGUGAAGAGACAGUAUCCAUAUUGGACGGUGAUACGGAACCGUUUGUUGUUGAUGAAGGGCUUUUCAAGACAAAUAUAUGGGUGGGUACUAACAUUAAACUAUUCCCUAUAACUACUAUUAAAAAGGAAGAGUUCUCAUUUUUGGAUAUGACAUCAUCAUUACUGAAGAAAUUUAGAUUUAACAGUAGUGAUAAUCCCGACGCUAACGGACCCAAUAGUCCUCGAAAUACCAAUGAGAAUAGACAAUAUUCUCCUGUGCUAAGUGCCAAUCCGUUUAUGGCCUUCGCGUCACCCAAGAGAUUUUAG
Molecule: messenger RNA, 3723 nt
Organism: Maudiozyma saulgeensis
Lineage: Eukaryota; Fungi; Ascomycota; Saccharomycetes; Saccharomycetales; Saccharomycetaceae
Source: the annotation of a GenBank genome assembly